AGUAUGGUGUGCAAUCAAAUCAUUACUAAUGUUUCGCAAGAUGUAGAACCUGAAAUCUCUGAUUCAUAUCCUGUAAAUUCUAAUGAUGUUCUUGAAGAUAUAAAUUUACUAUGUGAUGAUAAUGAUAUAACUAAUAAUGCUUCAAAUUCUGAUGAAUAUCGAGAAGAAACUUCAUCUCGAGUCUCCAAUUUAUCUUCGACUACAUUAGCCAUAUACGUAAAGCCUAAAUCAUUAGAAG
Racocetra persica is the source of this 238-nucleotide messenger RNA. NCBI's taxonomy places the organism in Eukaryota, Fungi, Glomeromycota, Glomeromycetes, Diversisporales, Gigasporaceae. The record is from the annotation of a GenBank genome assembly.